Strongylocentrotus purpuratus (purple sea urchin) is the source of this 3117-nucleotide messenger RNA. Its product is annotated as BTB/POZ domain-containing protein 17. NCBI's taxonomy places the organism in Eukaryota, Metazoa, Echinodermata, Echinoidea, Camarodonta, Strongylocentrotidae. The record is from RefSeq and is a predicted model, not a curated record. Gene Ontology annotation, molecular function: protein binding.
AAAAAAAAGAAAAAAAAUGUGGAAAAAAUAAUCUCAAAAGAAAAAAAAAGUUGAAGAAAAAGUCAACCCUUGGUAUUGGUGUAAUUUGUGUAAUUGGUGACAUACAGUCCUCAAGAGGGCAACAUGCAUUGAUUAAAAAUAUAUUCAUUUCACCAGCUGGUGAAUAUACAUGUAACCAUCGAAAGUGACCGGCCAGUAAAAUAUAACUGUUAUAAUUGAUAUCAUGUGACAAGCUCUGGACCAAUCACAUCUCGGUAUCAGAUAAGCUAUCUAAUAUUUAAGUUAUAUUGACUGCCUUCAUUCAGGGCAAUAUGACAUAUAUUGCCCGAAGGUGAGGGCGAUUAUAACAAUCCGUAUUGCCCUGAAUUAGGCAGUCAAUAUUACUAUUAUUAUCCACAUCAGAUAUCUAGAGCAAACAAGAAAAUUUCAAUAUCUUAUACUCUUAUAUUGUGAAAAAAUACAGUAGCCUACAGUAGGUACACUGCACAGGUUUUCCUAUCAUUAAAAGUGACAAAAACAUUGUUAAAACCUGCAUUCAAUUUUGUCUCUCAAUCAGAAAUUGAGUGGAUGCUUAUAAUUAGGAUUUAAACAAAAACUAUGUUUUACCCUCUUUUGUUAAUUGAUGUUAAGAUGCAGCUCUAAUGGAAGAGGAAAUAAGGUCCUUUUGUGUCUAUAAUUAGUUAUUACCUGUACAAGGGAAGCUGGCAACUUACCCAAUGCUCAAAAGAGAGCUUUUUAUUACCAUACCCGUCACUGGAGGUUAGCCAAGCGAUGCUUUGUCUGGAAUUAUCAUCAUACAUGUAGCUUUCCAUCCAUCAUUUAUGAUCUAAAUUAGCAACAUAUGAGCAACUGAGUGAUAGCUAAGCUCUGCACCAUUUCCAUAGAUAUUGUAUCUCCUGCUGGUUUUAAUCUCAAGUCAGCUCCAUGUACACUGUAUGAUGCGAAAUACUUUUCGACAGCUUAUUACAAUGUCUGAGCAGCGCAUUCCUCAUCUGGGUCACAGGAUGAUGCCUGCAGCUGGUGUACCUGGAGCACAAGGAGGAGGUAAUGUAGGACAAGGAGGAGCAGGAGGGGGAGCUUUGGCUCCAGGACAACCUGGAGGGGCAGCAGGAGGAGGAGGUGGUGGUGCAGCAAACCAAGGUCUAGCCAACGAUCCACUUCAGGCCUUUUACUUUUCUGUGAUUAAUCAACCACAACCACCUAUCACAAUCUCUGCUAACCCAGAAGAUGAAGAUAAAGAUGACAAGAUGCCACCGGGAGGAGUUGAUUGCUAUGGUAACGAAAGGAAAGCUCUUUCAGACAUGACACGGUUCUAUAAUAAUCCUCAGCUGAGUGAUAUUAAACUGAAGGUUGGCUUUGAAGAGUUCAAUGGUCACAAGCUGGUGUUGGUCAGAUGGAGUGAGGUCUUUGAGAGAAUGUUCAGUGCAGAUUGGUCAGAUCAAAAAAAAAAAGAAAUCGAGCUUGUAGAAGAACCAGAGUGUACUGAAGUAUUCCCAGCAUUCCUGAAGUUCCUAUACUCGUGUCAUAUCAUCCUGACCAUUGAGAACACUCUACCAAUUCUGAUGCUGGCUGAUAAGUACAAUGUCUGUGAUCUACGCCGGGUCUGCAUAGAGUUUGCCACCAACAGCAUCAUGCCGAAGUUGCCUCUUAAAGAUGUCUUCCAUGUUUGGUACCAGUAUGCUACAAAGUGCUAUCAUCAAGUGUUGAUUACAGCCUCGGUCAAAGCACUCUCUCCCAAAGCUGAUGACAUUAUGUCAUUACCAGACUGGAAUGUUGAAUGGCUUGCUCUUGAUAGAGAUCAGCUUGUGCAGUUCUUAAAGAGCUCACAUCUUACUGUCAGAAAUGAACUGCUUGUGUUCAGGGCAGUCAUUAAAUGGAUUGAAUCUCCCAAGCAUCCAGAACGCAUGCAAAAGAUGGAAGAUCUUCUAAAGGAGAUAAUCCCUCAUAUACGCUUUCCUAUGAUGACUCCUGAGCAACUACAGCAACUGGAGAACCACAGGAUUGUUGAACAAUUCCCAGCACUCUUUUCAACUUCGCUCCUACAUGCUUACAAGUUCAAUGCACUUCCUUUAGAAUCCCGUGCAAACAACCCAGACUUCUCCUCGACCAGUUACCUACUGAGAAACUACACAGAUCUUAGAUGGGACAAGAGAAUAGUUCUAUCAGGGUAUUCACAGUUCAACAAGCUACAGGAAGUGAUGCCAAGGUUUUCCACCAGAUCUUCAUCCUACCCUCACUCUAGCUGGGAUUGGGAACUCAAGAUCUAUCCCAAGGGAUCUUCAUCUAGCAAUGAAGACUUCCGCAUGAUUCUCUAUUCCAAUGUGGUCCUAGAUCAACCUAGACCCAUUGAGUACAUGGUUCAAGUGGUUAAUGAUUCAAAGGUACUUGCUGUCACAAGUGGCAAGAAGAACUUCACUAAAGCCCGUUAUCACUCAGAUACUGACAUUGACAAGAAGGUUCCUUUGAAUGAUCUCAUGACAUCCUCUAGUCAGUAUAUUGUUAAUGAUGAGCUUGUAGUUCAAGUCUUUCUGAAACCUUUACAAUGAUAUGAACUUCUUUCAUUUGGAAUGGACCAAGCUUAGACUAAUUUGAUUCCUAACCCUAGUGCUCCUAUUUUGAGGUAAUUCAAUCUCUUGUUCAUCUGGGCCUAUUGUGAAUUUAAUUUGCAUGCUGUGAUUGCAUUUUACACUACUGUACACUAUUGUGUUACAUCUUGAAAUGAGUGUGUUGGAUUAGACAAAAAUCUCUGUAAAUUACUAUCCCUUUUCUUCUUAUCAAAUAUUAGUCUUUGAAGGGAAAUGUCAACUUUAUCAAUUUGCAAUAACGAAUGAGAGCAUAACAGCCAUAGCCCCAUGGAAAGACUUUAAAAAACCUGUAUUUGAAACAGGCCGUCUGGAAAAGUGGAAUGGGUAUUCUAAAUAUACCAUGAGUCAUCUCUUGAUUAGAUUUCUUAUACUAUGUGCCAUAGAAUUUGUGUUCUAAAUAUCACCAAAUUCCUUUGUUGUGGCAAGUAAAGCAAUAUCCCAUCUAGAAAGGCUAUGGUAGACUAUUUACUUGAUUGUAUCAGUUGUAUAUGUAUAUGAAAAUAUGAUGAAAUACAUGAUUUUAUUUUCAUUC